CUUUGAUGUCAAAAAAAAAACAUCGAUCUUAAUAUAUGGGCGUACUGCCCUAGCCAAACUACAACAAAUUCCUCGUAGUAGGAGCACGUUCCCUACCGGCCGGCCGGGAAUAUCUGCAGCGGGUACACGGCAACAUGUCAUCUCUUCUCUUCCGACUUGGGCGAUCCUUGUGGAAUUUGGUCAAGCAAAAAAUACUGCACCCAGCCACGAAGCCUCGUCGACGCAAUCUUCCCGUCCUUCGCGGCGACUUCAAGAGGCCGGCGCUCAACUGCCCCAGGUACAUCAUCUCCACGGUCUGCGAAUUCGCUCUCUUGAUCUGGUUGUUCGGGACGGCGUACUGCUACUUGACCUACGACCUGCCACGCGAGUUCUCCGUCCGCUUGACGCCGAUCCCGAGCAACGGCAGCGCGGGGGCUCCGGCCGCGACGACGUCCGUCCCCGGGGCCUUCGACGUCGUCCUGCACGCCGGCAACCGCCGCGCCGCGGAGAGGUGCUACCACCACGGGGAGGCGGCGGUGACGUACGGCGGCUACACCGUCGCGUCGGGCCGCGCGCCCGACUUCUGCGUGCCGUGGAAGGGGGCGCGCGAGGUGCCGUUCAGGCUGGCGUGGGACUGGGACGACGGCGCUGCUGGGCUGCCCGAGCACCUGCGUGGCCGCAUCGCGGCGGCGGAGAAGGUCGGCGCCGUGGAGUUCGAGGUCCAGUUGAGGCUCCUCCGGGGAGGCGACGCCCGCUCCGGCACGGGCACGCCGACGUGGAUGUGGUGCAAGGCGAGGAUGGGUGGCGCGCCUGGCGCCGUCACGCCCUGGCCCUGCACCGUGUUCGCUCCGCAGAACUGGUUUUCGCCCUUGGCCUAGCCGUCUCAGUCAAUGCAAUCAGUAAUUCUUUUCUUUACCUGGUACAGUACUUAGCUAACAUUGAUAGUACUCCUACGAGCUUGAUUCCAAGCAUGACACGAUGUUAUCAAUGUCCGCUUCUCAAAUGACCUGCCUAGUGUCUGCCAGUGAAAACAUUGGAGAUUUAUUUUUUAGGAUUUUUUUAGGAUAAAAUAUUGGAGAUUUUCUAAAACGAAAACAUAGCCUUGUUUUUCUUAUGACAAAUUUGGAUCGUAGAUUAGAACAAUAGGGCAAAGGUUCUACGUGAAUGCAAGCACCCAUGGUCUUGCCUCGAAAGACAAUAACUACACAUGGUUCUAAGAGGAAGGAAUACAUGCUAGCCACCUGUGCGAGAUUAUGCAUUCGUUGCUCCGCGUAUAUCCACGAUCAUGAAUUUCUAAAGUUUUGCACGUACACAACUACAUGCUUACCAAAUGUACAGUGCAAGUUUUCCUACUGUAUGAUUGAUGAACGAGAGAUUUACCCCAGCUAUAUCUGUAUACCGUGUGGUUAAUUGAACUGAACCCCCCUAUCCUCUGGCAAUUCGAUCACAUUGUUUUGUAGCACCAAAACAGCACACGGUUGCUGAAACAUACGACGCUGCACCAAGAACGUAUCAGGAACGAUGUAUAAGAAAGUGCAUGCAAAGAACUUCCAAGGUAUUCCUCCGUGUCCAACAGCAGAAAGUAUGUUUCAGUUCUUCAGCUUCAGCUUUUCCAUUCAAUUCUUCAGCUUCAGCGCACAGGCUCAGCAGUGUUUUAACAGACCACCAGAUUCACCGGCCUUUGCUGACCUUCAGCACACCUGCUUAUAGAUAGAAAACGAGAUCAUUACAACAAAUCCAUGGCCCUCGCAAUACACCUUGGAGAAUGUGCUUUUGAAUAUGGAUAACACAGUUUCAACUCUCAAGAUGAUAGCAUAACAUAACCCACACCUUUUUUUUGAGAUAAACCCACACAUUAUUUGAUUAAUUAUAGAUCAAAGCAUCGAU
Molecule: messenger RNA, 1866 nt
Organism: Triticum aestivum (bread wheat)
Lineage: Eukaryota; Viridiplantae; Streptophyta; Magnoliopsida; Poales; Poaceae
Exons: 1
Coding region: 135-857 (240 amino acids)
Source: RefSeq, a predicted model, not a curated record